Messenger RNA from Pyrenophora tritici-repentis Pt-1C-BFP, 1905 nucleotides. RefSeq names its product Metallophos domain containing protein. Gene Ontology annotation, molecular function: hydrolase activity. Gene Ontology annotation, biological process: nucleotide catabolic process. The record is from RefSeq and is a predicted model, not a curated record. NCBI's taxonomy places the organism in Eukaryota, Fungi, Ascomycota, Dothideomycetes, Pleosporales, Pleosporaceae. Gene Ontology annotation, cellular component: cytosol.
AUGCCUAAAGGUCCCCUUGAAUGGGGUCAGAUUAAUUUCUUGCACACCACUGAUACCCACGGGUGGCUAGAAGGGCAUAUCAAGGAACAGAACUAUGGCGCCGACUGGGGGGACUACGUCAGUUUCACAAAACAUAUGAAGCAGAAGGCGCGAAAGCUCGGCGUUGACUUACUUUUGGUUGAUACAGGUGAUCUGCAUGAUGGCGCCGGACUGAGUGAUGCAUCCACUCCCAACGGCAAUAUCUCUAAUGCCGUUUUUGAGAACAUCGACUACGAUAUAUUGACUAUUGGAAACCAUGAGCUAUACGUUACUGAGAUUGCCUACGAGACUUUUAGCAACUUCUCCAAAGUCUACGGAGAGAAGUACCUCACUAGCAAUGUGCAGAUCAUUAAUCCAGCUACGGGUCAGUUUGAGUAUAUCGGACAUCACUACCGUUACUUUACUACUGAACAAGGCCUCCGCAUCAUGGCCUUUGGUGUUUUGUUUGACUUCGCCGGCAACAGUAACGUCUCCAAAGUCACUAAAGCCGCCGAUAUGAUCCAGCAGCCAUGGUUUCAACAAGCCGUGAACUACACAAAGUCGAUCGACCUAUUCUUGAUCACAGGACACAACCCUGUGCGAACGGCUGCAGCCACUAGCACUAUGGGCACCGUGUUCAAGGCCAUUCGAAGCAUGAGGCCAGACGUGCCUAUCCAAGCAUUUGGUGGACACACACACAUCCGAGAUUUUACAGUAUAUGACAAUAAAGCCACUGGGCUUGAAUCUGGUCGUUAUUGCGAGACUCUUGGCUGGCUCGCAAUGUCUGGAAUCAAUUCAAGCACUUGUAAAGCACCCCACAACCCCAAGGGCGUCCCUAAUCCCACACGUAGCGCGGUAGCACCUGUUAGCACUGGUACUGUGUCCGCUAACGCAUCUUUGCCAAUGUCUACCUCAAAAUCCACAAUGCGCUAUGCGCGUCGAUACCUUGACUGGAACCGGAACACUUUCGCCUAUCAUGCUGUUGGCAGCCAGCGUUACACUGACUUAGAUACUUCAAAAGGCCUCAGCGUGAGCUCUCAGAUUACCUCAGAGCGCGCCAAGCUCAACCUGACCGAUCUCUACGGUUGUGCGCCAGCAACAUAUUGCCAAUACUGCAAGCCAUUCAUGGCUGAAGGCAACAUAUUUGGACUUUUACAAACUGCACUAGCUACGGUUGCUGUGAAUGAGACCCGCAAGGACACUCCACGACUCAUCAUUAUAAACACGGGCAGUGUCCGCUUCGAUCUUGCCCAGGGACCUUUCACCUAUGACGACUCAUUCAUUGUCUCUCCGUUCAAAGACGCGUUUCAGUUUAUUCCAGACGUGCCUUAUGAGCAGGCUUCGAAAGUUCUUGCCAUACUAAACGCGGGCCCCUUCCAAAAGAAGAAGAGAGAUAUCAGCACCGCCGAUUUCGGUUUCAGCCCCAUCCUCGCAGACCGAGAUACUUGUAUUGAUCCUCUACUUACACACCAUUAUGAUGGAAUGACCCGCCGCUCGAAACAAGGUGGCCGUCUCAUCCGUCGCCAAUCUACUGCUCCAAACCCAGGCCACAUCACCCAAGACGACUUCGGUACUGAUGGCGACGACACGGUGCACUCCCCCAUUCCAAACUACUCGCAACCAAACGACCUCCAGGCAAACGCCUCUUUCCCGCUUGAUGGGUCCAUGCCAAAGACGGUUGACCUUGUGUUCCUGGACUUCAUUGCGAGUUACAUUGUCAAUGCUCUAAACACACCCGAUGUUGGCGGCGAUUUCUCACUAGGGCAGGUGUCCUACUAUAUGGAUAAGAGCUUUACCACUAACAGUUACCUGCCAGCAUAUGCAAAAAUCGCCUGGCAAGCAGAUGUACCGAACUGUCCGGUAGGGAAAGGUAUUGGCACUUCGUAG